GAGAUUCGGGUCCUACAGGCAUAUGCACGCGCUGCCUGAUCAACAAGUAUUGUUAUUUGCUGCCUUUUUUACAACAAAAAACCAAUCUCGUUGUUACGAAUUGGCAUAAUAAUCAUCUAUCCGUAUUGCCCAAUAUAUUAUUAUAUUCACGUCGAAUCAAACAUGCAGACAAAACAGGGCUCCCUUUGUUUCUCCCCCUUUCUCAAGUCUCGGAACGACUAAAUGACAUAAUAAUAAUUUAUUGGGGUAAUUGUCCCAUUAACGAUCAAGACCGAGAGCAGAGUGUGGCUGUACGUAUUUACGUCCAUGUGCAGCACCACUAAGUUGUACAAUGUUAGCAUUAUUAGUCUGUGAUUAACUAAUGAUUUGCUUGCAUUUUGAUCAGAAAAUGCAACAAUUUAGGUAUGGAUUGGAUGCAGGGAUGCAAAUAAAUCUUCUGGUGGGCCUUAUUUUGAAUCGGGCCUAUUAUAUAAAAGGUGCCCCGUUCUAAAAAUGGUGACCAGUGAGCAGUGGGCCUGCAACCAGUACAGUUACAUUGACCAGUAGGAAAUUAGUCACAUUUAUUUUUAAUAUAUUAUUAAAAAUGAGUUUGAGUUUGACAAGUUUUCAAUUUUCGGGAAUAACUCUGGGGCUUUUCGUCCUCAUUUCACUUCCAUCCUCGCAAGUGGAGUGCACAUUUAAGAAGCAUGGCGGAGGUGGAGGUGGAAAAUACUUAAUCCCCGUCUACCCAGUGGGAGGAGGAUGGGGCUGGCAUCACGGGGGAGGAUUUGGUGGUGGUGGUGGCGGAGGGGGUGGUGGGCAUGGAGGAGGACAUCAUCAACCCAUCAUCAUCGUCCUUAAGUCACUUCACCACUUGGGAGGAGGUCAUCAUCAUCACCACACUCCAGUGAAACAGAAGGUGGUUCUCCACACGCAUGGUCAUGGGGGUCACGGAGGACACGGAGGACACGGCGGCCUUGGGGGGCAUGGUGGGGGCAGCUACGGAGUUGGAUUUGGUCUGGGUGGUUAUGGAGCAGGGAUCGGAAUAGGAGGAGGAGGAGGUCAUGGGAAGGGUCACGGUCAUCACGGAGGUGGAGGUGGUGGUGGAGGGGGCAAGAUCAUCAUUCACCAUGAGGGAGGAGGAGGUUACGGUCAUGGAGUUGGUGGGGGUUAUGGUCAUGGCGGGGGUGGCGGCGGGGGAGGAUAUGAGAAAGCCGCAGUGGGUGUAGCCCUUGGAGGUGGCGGAGGACAUGGUGGUGGAUUUGGAGGUGGUGGUGGUGGUGGUGGAGGAGGUGACUUGUACGGAGGGGGUGGCUUUGGCGGGUGGGGUUGGGGUAUCAGUGAAGGGUACGGACUUGGCGGUGGUGGCAUCGGUGGGGGUGGCGGCGGCGGUGGCGAUUACAAGAGAGGAGACUACUAUUAAAAUGUGAAUCCAUUAAAAAACUCGCGUAAUAAAUUUCCAUGAUAAAACAACCAAAA
This is a messenger RNA of Folsomia candida, 1458 nucleotides long. RefSeq names its product glycine-rich protein 5. The transcript has 3 exons. The record is from RefSeq and is a predicted model, not a curated record. NCBI's taxonomy places the organism in Eukaryota, Metazoa, Arthropoda, Collembola, Entomobryomorpha, Isotomidae. The coding region runs from base 584 to 1402 and encodes 272 amino acids.